This is a messenger RNA of Debaryomyces tyrocola, 1203 nucleotides long. NCBI's taxonomy places the organism in Eukaryota, Fungi, Ascomycota, Pichiomycetes, Serinales, Debaryomycetaceae. The record is from the annotation of a GenBank genome assembly.
AUGGCUGAUCAAGAAGUUUUAGUUUUAAGAGGUACCUUAGAAGGUCACAACGGAUGGGUUACUUCGUUAGCCACUUCCGCUGCUGAUCCAGAUUUAUUAUUAUCUGGUUCCAGAGAUAAGACUUUAAUCACCUGGAAAUUAACCGGUGAUGACAGCCAAUACGGUGUCCCAAAGAAGUCUUUCAGAGGUCACUCUCACAUUGUCCAAGAUGUCACUAUCUCUGCUGACGGUGCUUACGCAUUAUCUGCUUCUUGGGAUAGAACCUUGAGAUUAUGGGACUUAGAAUCCGGUGAAUGUACCCAAAGAUUCGUUGGUCACAACGGUGAUGUCUUAUCUUGUUCUAUUGCCAAGAACUUGAGACAAAUCGUUUCUGCUUCCCGUGAUAAGACCGUCAAGGUCUGGAACACCAUUGGUGAAUGUAUGCAAACUUUAUCCGGUCACAACGAUUGGGUUUCUGCUGUUAGAUUCUCCCCAUCCGAAGACUCUUCCACUGUCAUCUCUGCUUCAUGGGAUAAGACUGUUAAGGUAUGUGCAAUUUCUUUUUAAUUUUUCAAAUGUUUUUGUGGGCCGACAUAGUUCGUGGGAUCUCUUCUCUAUUGGUUAUGGCUAGAUGAUGUAUUUCAUAUUUGCUACUUCAGACGGGGCUCGCCAGCUUCGAAUGAGACAUAUUUUAUCACCAAGAUCUCUGAUACUCCAUAACCUCACUUUUUUGAUCUUACCCACAGAAUUAUGUUCCUCGACAUUUUCUACCCGUUUCGGAAUACUAACAUAAACUAGUCAUGGGACUUAAACGAAUACAAUGUUAACGCUGACUUCAUUGGUCACACCGGUUACAUUUCUUGUAUCACUAUCUCCCCAGAUGGAUCAUUAUGUGCUUCUGCUGGUAAGGACGGUGUUAUCAUCUUAUGGGACUUGAACUCAAACAAGACCUUAUACACCUUGAACGCUGCUUCUGAAGUUCACGCUUUAGCUUUCUCUCCAAACAGAUACUGGUUAGCUGCUGCCACCGCUUCUGGUAUUAAGAUCUUCAACUUACAAGAAAGAACCUUGUUAGAUGAAUUGAAGCCAGAAUUCGCUAUUGGUGCUAAGGCUAAGGACCCAGAAGCUGUCUCUUUAGCUUGGUCUGCUGAUGGUCAAAACUUAUUUGCUGGUUACACUGAUAACGUUAUCAGAGUCUGGCAAGUUAUGACCUCUUCUGCUUAA